Molecule: messenger RNA, 1286 nt
Organism: Octopus sinensis (East Asian common octopus)
Lineage: Eukaryota; Metazoa; Mollusca; Cephalopoda; Octopoda; Octopodidae
Product: glutathione S-transferase U19
Exons: 2
Coding region: 451-1113 (220 amino acids)
Cellular component (GO): cytoplasm
Molecular function (GO): glutathione transferase activity
Source: RefSeq, a predicted model, not a curated record
CCAAAUCAAGAUCUGAUAAUAGAAUACUUCAACCAGACCUAACCUAACGGAUUUUCAGAUAUUCCUCUUUCUCUCCACUUUUCCUUUUUAACAAUCUUAGCUAUCAUUUUUAGUCACCUCAUUUUAAACGUUUAUAUUUUUAAAUGAAUACCUAAAAUAACUAUUCACCCGGUACUCAACAAAUCUAUCUAUCUAUCAUUCUAUCUAUUUUAAAUUUGAGUCAGUUAUCGGUUAUAUACAAGUGCUCGCCGCGUGUAUAUAAACUCACGCACACAUAAAGUUAUAAAAACACCUACGCAAAUUCAGAUUUAUUAAAGACACAAGGGUGCAUAACUUGAGAAACUUGUUUAACUUGUCGUCAUUACACGGUCACAAGUUGCUGCGCAAACGGUUUGUACUUAUAGUCAUUACACGGUCACAAGUUGCUGCGCAAAAGGUUUCUUUUUAAAAAUGUCUGAUUCAUCACUCAGGUUUGCAAGUUCCUGGUUUUGUCCAUUUUGCCAAAGAGUCUGGAUUGCUCUCUUGGAGAAAGGAAUUCCUUUUAAAUAUGAAGAAAUUGAUCCCUAUAAGAAGACUGAAGAAUUUUUAAAACUGAAUCCAAGAGGUUUGGUACCAGUGCUGAUACAUGAUGAUAAAAUUAUUUAUGAAUCUACUGUAUGUAUGGAAUAUAUUGAUGAAGCUUGGCCACAAAAACCCAAAAUUAUGAUGGAACAACCUUAUGAUAAGGCUCAAGUUCGUAUCUGGGGUGAUUAUGCUGCAAGUAAAGUAAUUCCAUUCUUUUUUGCAAUUCUGAAAUCAGAUCCUGAAAAUCUUGGUGAAGCACAGAAAUCUUUUGUUGAAAAUAUUGGAAGUUUUGUGAAAGCCAUGUCUCCAACUGGAAAUUUCUUCAUGGGGGACUCAUUUUCAUUUGUUGAUAUGAUGCUGAUUCCAUGGAUGCAAAGAUUGCCAGUUUUGAAACAUUUUAAAAGUUUUGAAAUACCAUCUGAUAUUGAUUGGUAUCCUCGGUUCCAGAAAUGGCUCACUGCUUGUCUUAACAGGGAGAGCGUGAAACCUACUCUUGCUGAGGUAGAGAAAUUGCUCCCAGGUUUUGAAAAAUAUGUAAAAAAACAUUAGAACAAGUUGCCUGAAAGAUUCAUUAAUGAAAUAUCAAUACCAUAAAUCACAUUUUUAAAGCAAGCCUAUAUUUUAUGAGUUACUUUUUAAAUAUAGCUUUAUAUUUUUUGUCUUUUUUUGCCUCAAAUUAAUGUAAUCAAAGUAGUAAAUAAAUUUUUGAGAAAUAUCUAAAA